AUGAGGAUGAUGAAGGUAACGUUGAUGGUUGUGAUGAUGAUGGUGUUGGUCGGAACCAUAAUAGAUGAGAUCAAGGCUGAGGAUUACUCACAUGAGGAUUGUGUGAAACGGUGUGUACACAGGUGCUUUGAUAACCCUGAUAAGAAUUGCGUUCGCCAAUGCAUCUUUUUUAACUGCGGUCCUCCUUCUCUUCCUACCAAUGUUUAA
Camelina sativa (false flax) is the source of this 207-nucleotide messenger RNA. Lineage: Eukaryota; Viridiplantae; Streptophyta; Magnoliopsida; Brassicales; Brassicaceae. The record is from RefSeq and is a predicted model, not a curated record.